AUGGAAUCUCAAAUCCCAUUUCGAUCAUACGAUGAAAAACAAAGGAAUAAUGAUGAUGGUCGAUUCACAUUCACAAGCACCGAGCAAAAACGAGUUGAAGAGAUGCUUUUCGAAAAUUACGAAAACUUGGUUUUACAACCCGAUGAUUUUGCAAAUGUCUCGAUUUUCCGACAAAAACAUGCAAGUUUCUUAUUGCGAUAUCUGGCAAAUGUUCCAAAAAGUUAUUCGAGCCUCGACGCCAGCAGACCUUGGAUGUGCUAUUGGGCUGUUCACGCUCUAACAAUCCUAGAAGUCAAGAUCCCCGAGGAAACUAUCAACGCAGUUAUAACCCUUAUCAAAGCUUGUGAACAUCCAGAUGGUGGUUAUGGAGGGGGCCCCGGUCAAUAUGCACAUUUAGCACCAACAUAUGCCGCAGUUAUGUGCCUAGUUUCGCUGAAAAAUGAAAAAGCUUUGGAAAGUAUUAAUAAAGAGAGCCUUUUUCAAUAUUUAAAAGCGUCAAAGCAUCCAAUUCAUGGCGGAUUUUACAUGCAUUUUGGGGGAGAAAUCGAUAUGCGAAGUGCAUAUUGCGCUUUGGCAAUUUGCCAGAUUAUUGGUUUGCCGAUGGAUGAAUUGAGCGAUGGAACAGCUGAAUGGGUAAUCAGUUGUCAAACCUAUGAAGGAGGCUUCGGUGGCGAGCCAUACACCGAAGCGCACGGUGGCUACACGUUUUGUGCCGUAGCCGCUCUCGUUCUUAUGGACAGAUUUCGACUUGUUGACUUUGAAUCGCUGUUGAGAUGGGUUACACGAAGACAAAUGCGAUAUGAAGGGGGAUUUCAGGGAAGAACGAAUAAGUUGGUCGAUGGUUGCUAUAGUUUUUGGCAGGGUGCGAUUUAUCCACUGAUUGAUGGGGAAAUGGAAAGAGAGGGAAAGGAUUUCGAAAAGGGAUUGUUUGAUUCGAGAAUGUUGGAGGAGUAUACUUUUGUUGGAUGCCAAUCGAAAGAUGGAGGAUUUAGGGAUAAACCUGAUAAAGGUUAGGGUCGAAAAAUUGGGUUUUAAAGCGAUUGUCUAGGUCCUAAACCGAAAUUUUCAUGAAAAUUUGGGUCUUGGAGCGAUUUUCGAAGUCUUAGAGCGAAAAAUCAGAUUUUUCGUGAAGAAUUGGGUCUUGCAGCGAUUUACCAGGUCGAAAAAAUCGACUUUUUCAUUAAAAAUUGGGUCUUGUAGCGAAAAAUCCAAUUUUCUUGGGUCUUGUAGCGAAAAAAUCCACAAAGAAACUAGGUACACUGUAGAUUUUUCUCAUGAAAUAUAUUUUUCUAGUAGAUUUUGAUCCACUGCUCACGAUUCCAUUGUCAAAAACUGCAAAUCUUGAUUCUGAAUCUGAGUUAUGGUGAAUUUUUGAAAAAUAGUCUUGAAACUGGAUUUUGAAGAAUAUAGCCAACUUCAAAAUCCAGUUCCAAAGCAAUUCGUAUUCUUGUUUCUAAAAUCCACCAUAACUCAUAUUCAGAAUCGAGAUUUGCAGUUUUUGACAAUGGAAUCGUGAGCAGCGAGUCGAAAUCUACUAUAGGAAAAUAUAUUUCAUGAGAAAAAUCUACAGUUGACCUAGUUUUCUUGUGGAUUUUUUCGCUUCAAGACCCAAGAAAAUCGGAUUUUUUCGUUUUAGGACCUGAGAAAUCGCUGCAAGACCCAAUUUUUCAUGAAAAAAUCGAUUUUUUUGGUUUGGAACUUGGAAAAUCGCUACAAGGCUCCAGAACACAAAAAAUCCAAAUUUUCAACUCCCAGACCUGAAAAAUCGCCCCAAGACCUAAUUUUUCAUGAACAAAUCGAUUUUUUCGCUCUAGGACUUCAAAAAUCGCUACGAGACCCAAUUUUUCAUGAAAAACUAGAUUUUUUCGCUCUAAAACUUCGUAAAUCGCUCCAAGACCUAAUUUUUAAUGAAAAUUUCGAUUUUUUCGCUCCAAGACCCAAUUUUCCACCAAUAUUUUCCAGGCGUCGAUCUCUACCACACAUGCUACGUGCUCAGCGGUCUCUCGGUUGCUCAAAAAUAUUCGCGCGACAAACUCGGCUCAAUUUUGGGCGGCGACGCGAAUCUCGUCGCCGAAAUCAACCCGGUUUUCAAUGUCACAGUGGACGCCGAAAAAUUCGCCAAAGAGUUUUUCACAAAAUCUUGAUCUCCAUUUUUUUUUUGCCUGUUUGUGUAAAUAAUAUAUUUAUUGACUUCGUGUAACUUUGGUUUUUUGAAGAGAAAAAGAAAAGUUAUGCUAACUUUUGAAUAUCUUUUUGUUUUUGGUUAGAGAUAGAGACAAUGUAAAAUUGAGAGAGUCUAGACAGAAAAUUGGCCAAUUUCGAGCUGAACCUACUGCAUCCGGAAAAUUAUGGUUACCGCAAGCUUCCGCGCAGCUGCAAAGUUAUCCUAACUUUCGAGCGGAGCGAGUGUAGACCGAAAGCUUCCGCGCAGCGGCACUAUCUUCCGCGUCAGCGGCCACGCGGAUUACUACGACGUGGAAUACCAGUCAGGCUUCGACGUCAUAGUAAUCCGCGUGGCCGCUGACGCGGAAGAUAGUGCCGCUGCGCGGAAGCUUGCGGUCUACAAUCGCUCCGCUCGAAAGUUAGCGUAACUUUGCAGCUGCGCGGAAGCUUGCGGUAACUAUAAUUUUCCGGAUGCAGUAGGUUCAGCUCGAAAUUGGCCAAUUUUCUGUCUAGACUCUCUCAAUUUCACAUUAUCUCUAAUUACAGGGAAACUAUGAAAGUGAAAAAGGCCCAAAAGCCUGGAAAAUCUGGAAAACCAGCAGCAAAGCCUGGAAAACCACCAACUCCCAAGCCAAAAACAUCCAAAGCCCAAAAAGCCCAAGAAAAUGAGGCGAAACUUGCGCGCGCUGAAAACAUUCUCUCAAAAUUCGAAAAACCGCAAGAAGUGUCGAAAAAUGCGAAUAAAAGACAUCUGAAAAAGGUUUUGGGACAAGAUGGAUUGCUGGUAAAACAUCAGGAAGGACAGAAAUGGUAUAGUUAUCAAAUUGAUAAAGUGGAAGAGGAGGAGGAGAAGAAAUUGGAGACUGCAAAGAUUAAUGAGCUGCUUGUGGAGGGAAGAGAUAUUUUGGCACAGGAUUCGGCACUUUUACAGACCAGUGAGCUUUUUUUCGUGGGAUUUUUUGCUAAAUUAUGAAAUCUGGCGUGCUUUUUACCCUAAUUUUCAUGAAAAAUCCGAUUUUUCUGGUCCGGAACCUUUAAAAUCCAGUUUUUUAGCUCCGGAACCUGGAAAAUCCCAAUUUUCAGCUCUGGGACCAUGAAAAUCAUCCAGACACUCAAAUUUUGAUGAAAAAUUGGCUUUUUUGGCUUGAGGACCUCGAAAAUCACCCCAGAACUUGAAUUUUGAUGCAAAAUUGGCGUUUUUUCGCUCAGAGAUCCGAAUUUUCAUGAAAAUCCGAUUUUUCAGCUUCGGGAACUUGAAAAUCUUCCGGAGACUCGAAUUUUGAUGGAGAAUUAGCGUUUUUCUGCUCAGAGACUCAAAUUUCUAUGAAAAAUCCGAUUUUUUGGCUCUGGGACCUUGAAAAUCACUCCAGAACUUGAUUUUUCAUGAAAAAUUCGAUUUUUUGGCUCCGGAACGUGGAAAAUCCGAUUUUUCAGCUUCGGGACCUUGAAAAUCAUCCCAGAACUUGAAUUUCGAUGAAAAAUCCAGUUUUUUAGCUCCGGAACAUGGAAAAUCCGAUUUUUCAAGUUCGGGACCUUGAAAAUCUUCCGGAGACUCGAAUUUUGAUGAAAAAUCCGAUUUUUCUGGUCCCGGACGCUAAAACUUCGGUUUUUUAGCUCCAGGGCGCGGAAAAAUCGAUUUUCCAUGUCUGGAACCCUUCAAAUCUGAAUAUUUCGCUCCGAAUUCUGGAAAAUCCCAUUUUUCAGCUUCGGGACCUUGAAAAUCACCUCAGAACUCGAAUUUUGAUGAAAAAUUCGAUUUUUUCGGCUCUGAAACCUGGAAAAUACGAUUUUACAGUCUUAGACCUUGAAAAUCGCUUCAAGACCCGAAAAAAUCCGAAAUUUUCGCUUCAAGAGCUUGAAAAUUGCUCCAAGGCCUAAAAAUGCGAUUUUCAGCUCUGUGACUUUGAAAAUCGCUUCAAGACCCAAAAAAAUCCGAAAUGUUCGGUUCAGAACUCUGAAAAUCGCUCCAAAAUCCAAUUUUUCCAGAAGAAAAACAAGAAAAUGGUUCGGAAGCUUCCUGGUUGUAUUCAGUGAUCUCCAAAGGUACAGCAUCCGACAAAAGAACAGCUAUGCAACUCCAGGUAAGUCUGGAAAUUUGUCUGGAAAUCUUUAAGGAGCAAUUUUUGUAGAUGCACAAAUCACCGGUUCAUUCAUUGGAAUAUGUUGAAAGAAUGAUUGGAAGUUGUACGAAACAAGGAACACGGGAUAUUAUUGAUGUUAUUCGUGAGUUUACUGAAUUUCUAUAGCUCUGGGAGCUAGGAGCAUGUCUGAAAUUCCCUUUUUUUUCAGCCAUCCUUGAGGACGUUUUUGUGAAUCACUGCCUUCCGGAAAAUCGAAAACUCAUCGCAUUUUCCAAAAGACCAUUCGCAGAGCUCACAGCUCUUUCAUCUGGAAAUGACAGAAGUCGCCGAAAGAUUUUGUUGUUAUGGACAUUUGAACAUGAGCUCAAGAUUUUAUAUCAGCAAUUUAUUCAGGCUCUUGUGGUGAGUGUUUUUUUCGCUAGAAAAUUUGGAGCAUUUUGAGACCAAACUAGACUAUAUUUGGGCUCAAAAUGCUCCAAAUUUGCUCAGGAUUCUGAAUUCUCCAUGAAAUUUGGAGCAUUUUGAGCACAAAUAUAGUCUAGUUUGAGAAUAUCAAAAGGCAAAUCAAACAUCAAUCAUUUUUUACAUUUCGAAUUUAAAAAAAUGUUGAAACGUACAUUUUCGAGGUGCCAAAAUUGACUGGGGAAUUUCAAAUUUCGAUCAAUAAUUAUUGAUUUUUGCGGUGCAGAAGGUCUGGGGUUCGAUCCCCGCCCGAAGCAAACAAUUUUUGAGAUUAAUUUUUUCUAGCUCAAUAUGCAAUUCUGGGCUUUUUAGGCUCAAAUAUCCCAAAUGUUUAGCUAUAUAUCUAGGCCUAAAAAUCCCGAAUUUCAAGCCUACAAUCUUGCGCUUUUUAGUCUGAAAACUAGGCCGAAUCUAGACUUUUAGGAUCCGGAAAAUCUAGGCUUAUUUGGACUCUAGAAAUAUCGAAUUUCAAGCCUAAAAUUCUGGGCUUAUGAAGGCUCAAAACAGCUAGAAAUUUCAGCCUGAAAUUCCAGAUUUUCAGGCUAAAAACUAGAAUCAAAAAUCCAGUUUUUCUAGCCUAAAACCUAGGCCUAUUCAGCUUUUAAUGGUCCGAAAUUUAAGGCCUUAAAUUCCUGGGCUUAUCUAGAUCCAGAAAAUUCAGGCUUAUUUGGGCUCUAGAAAUGUCGAAUUUCAAGCCUAAAAUUCUGGGCUCAAAACAGCUCUAAAUUUCAGCCUGAAAUUCCAGAUUUUCAGGCCAGAAAAUCUAGUCUUUUCGGGCUGAAAACUAGGCUUCAUAGGCCCAUUCCGACUUCGAAAAAACCCCAAAUUUUUUCCAGGAAAUCAUCAAACGCCCCCUGGAAGAUGUAGUCAAAAAAGCCCUCCGAACCCUCGCCAAUUGCCUGAUUUCUCGACCAGAAUCCGAAUCCCUGAUCCUAUCAGCCCUGGUAAAUUCAUUCGGACAUCCGAACUACAAAAUCGGAUCUCACACAGUUCAUCUUCUCGAAGAUGUCUCCAGAAAACAUCCAGCAAUGCGAAUUGUAA
Molecule: messenger RNA, 5747 nt
Organism: Caenorhabditis angaria
Lineage: Eukaryota; Metazoa; Nematoda; Chromadorea; Rhabditida; Rhabditidae
Source: the annotation of a GenBank genome assembly